Molecule: messenger RNA, 1832 nt
Organism: Populus trichocarpa (black cottonwood)
Lineage: Eukaryota; Viridiplantae; Streptophyta; Magnoliopsida; Malpighiales; Salicaceae
Exons: 7
Coding region: 269-1546 (425 amino acids)
Source: RefSeq, a predicted model, not a curated record
UUCAAGAACCUACUGUAUAUGCAUGUUUCACAUUUUGCAUAUCACAUGACAUGAUGGAAACGUAAAAUGGAUGAUUAGAAGGUGUACCAUACCAACUCUGUGUGCUUUUGAAUUUGAAAGUACUUGGAAUGUCCGCAUGAUUUGAUCAUCAUCAAGUGAUGAUUACAUCACAUUCAAGUUCAUUUGUCAUUAAUGGGGCAGGGGAUUAUGUGAAGCAUUGUUUUUUCCAAGAUUUACUAUUGAUUAAAGUAACUUUUUCCUGUAAGAAAUGGCUGGAAGCUUCUGUUCUCGCGGUUUGCCACUUGAAGGAAUGGUGAUUCUGUUGGGAAUAAUUAUUUUUGGUUUUGGGAUCGGGGAGUGUAACUUGAUGCCGGGAAAGAAGAUUUUGGAAGUCAGAGAGAAGAUAAAACACCUCAAAAGCAACACAGUAAGCAGACUUCAGAGAGGAGAUGGUGAUAUUAUAGAUUGCAUCGACAUCUACAAGCAGCCUGCUUUUGAUCAUCCUGCUUUAAGGAAUCACACCAUCCAGAUGGCACCCAGUUACGAUCCAAAUAUAGAGGAAACAACAACAAAAGCAAAUAGAUUGCAGAAUCAAGACUCUUCAAUGAAUUUAGCAUCACGACUAUGGCAGAAAAGUGGAAGCUGUCCUAAGGGAACAAUUCCAGUCCGAAGAUUACCGCAAAAAGUACCGCUUAAAACAAAUUCACUUGAAGACUAUGGAAGGAAGAAGCCUUGUUCUUCUCCUCCGCUUACUCGUAUCAAUAAAGACAUCAGCUCAAACCUUCAGCAGAGUAAUCGCUCGGUGGCUAUACUGCUCACAGAAGGGUAUAGUUAUUCAGGGGUUAAGGGAGACAUAAAAGUUUGGAAUCCUCAUGUUGAAUCUGAUGAUGAAUACAGUACUUCUCAAGUUAGUCUGAAAAGUGGUCCUUACUAUGAUUUUGAGAGUGUCGAAGCUGGAUGGGCGGUAAAUCCAAGUGUUUAUGGAGACAGAAAAACUCGAUUAUUUGUGUAUUGGACUGCUGAUGCAUCAAAGAAAACAGGUUGCUUUGAUCUUACAUGUCCUGGUUUCGUUCAAACUAGCAGUGAAAUUGCUCUUGGUGCAGCGAUAUAUCCUCUUUCAGUCCCUUCUGGUCUCCCAUAUCAAAUAACCCUUUUCAUAUUUAAGGACCCAAACACAGGCAACUGGUGGGUGCAGUAUGGAGAGAAAAUUAAUCUGGGUUACUGGCCACCUGACUUGUUUGCUUGGUUGCGUGGUAAUGCAGAAACAGCUGAGUGGGGAGGGGAAGUGUACAGCUCAAAACUGGAGCAUCCUCCCCAUACUAAGACAGCUAUGGGUAAUGGACAAUUUCCUGAUUAUGUAUCAGGCAAUUCCGGUUGUAUCAAGAGAAUGCGAAUUCGUGAAAAUUCUCUAGUCUUGAAGUUCCCAGAGUGGGUCUCAACUUUCUUACACGAGUACAGGUGCUAUGAUGCUGAGUAUAUUGGUGAUUACAUAGAAGAUCCUGAGUUCUAUUACGGAGGGCCUGGUCAGAAUCCCCUGUGCCCUUGAUCAUAACUUUUAAUGUCUGCUAGGAUGCAGGUCAUUUCAAGAUAGAUUUUACUGUACUCAAGCUAUAUUUAAUGGCAUCCUAUAAAUUAUAGCUUGUCACGUUAUCUUCUAGUUUUAAUAUGGAUGAUCAUAAAAAACCACGCUGUAACUUGAGCACCAUGCAAUUUCUUUAUUUGGACCUGCCUAGUUGCUUCAAUUAAGAUUGUAAUGUAAAAGGUGGCAACAACAAAUAUCUUAUCAAUUCCCAAGUGCGCUGAAUUGAUGAAGCUUGACUUAUUUCAGAUUC